UGUCUCACUAGCGGCAAGAACAAGUCCGUGUCGUCCGACUUACACACCUUGAACUGGAGAUUCGCCACCGUCUUCUUCUACGCUGCUGCCGCGUUCACCAUUGCGGAGAACUUUCCGAUGAAAACCCUUUCCUGUCUUGGUGCUUUGAGACUCAAGAACUUAAACUGUAAUGGAAAAGGAGGGGGGACGAAGAUUUUGUUCACUCCAUUGUUUGAACUUUGAUUCCUUCGAGGAUUUUUGGAGAUUUUGAUGGUUGUGAUCAAAGGAAAUUCUGACUUUCAGAGCUGAGAUUGUUUGUUUCAGAGGUAUUUUAUUGUCAUUUUCCCUAUUUUCAUUUAGAGGGACAUGGUGAAAAUAAAACAAGCACAUUUUGAUGGCUGUGCCUGGAAGAAGACUGAUGAAAUUUGGGUGAUCUAGCCUCUAGGUGUAAUUCCAUGGCUUACUUCAUCUAUGAGAGGCAACCUUGCAAUCCUGAAUGGAAAAAAUUUUCCCACCAAUUCCAUUGAAGCACUUCCAUUGGUAUCGCUCAAUCAAUGACCAGGAUGUCUUCUCUCUUCUGUAUACCUUGAAAACAGCGUCCAAGGAAAACAAUUUAUGGUUUAUUGGAUCGUAAAUAACUGAAUAUGGUUCCCUAUCUCAUUUUUAAGUGGUACUUCCGAACCAAAACACUUGUAGGUGUAAAAUGAAGCAUUCCUUGAAUCAGGGUAUCCUAAUAAAUCUCUUUCUUUCAUAUAUUUCCCACCAACAAAGAUAUUCACUUUUUCAUACCAAAUCCAAUCUCAUUAGGAACCUCCAAAAUUCUAAGGAUUUCACCUCUGCAACCUUGACCCAUUCCUAUGUUAUCAAAUCCGGAUUCCUAGAUGACACCUUCACCGCCAACCAUCUCCUAAACUCCUAUGUUAGGCUGGUCAGAAUUGACUUCGCACGUAAACUGUUUGAUGAGAUGCCUGAACCAAAUGUCGUGUCCUGGACCUCACUUAUGGCCGGUUACACAGGUGAGGCUAGACCUGAAUCGGUGCUUUGGCUCUUUCAGAAAAUGAAAGAAAGCUCUAUUCUGCCCAAUGACUUUACUUUUGCCACUGUGAUCAAUGCUUGCUCACUCUUAGCUAAUCUCAGGGUGGGUAGAAGUAUUCAUUCUCUUAUUCUAGUCAUGGGUUUUGGCUCUAAUCUUGUUGUGUGUUCUUCCCUUAUUGAUAUGUAUGGGAAGUGCAAUAAAGUAGAUCAAGCAAGGAUUAUUUUUGACUCAAUGCAUCACAGGAAUAUCGUUUCGUGGACUUCAAUGAUCACAGCAUAUUCUCAGAAUGCACUUGGACACUAUGCCCUUCAACUGACUAAGGAAUACAAUAAUUUGAGAUUGGGCAGUCCAAAUCACUUCAUGUUAUCCAGUGUAAUCAAUGCUUGUGCGAGUCUGGGCAGUCUUGGUUGUGGGAAAAUCACUCAUGGGGUUGUGAUCCGUCUUGGACAUGAUACAAAUGAUGUUAUUGCAAGUGCACUUGUGGACAUGUAUGCCAAGUGUGGUUGUGUUAAUUACUCUGAAAUAGUCUUCAGGAGAAUCCAAAAUCCCUUAGUAAUUCCCUACACUUCAAUGAUUGUGGGUGCUGCGAAGUAUGGAGUUGGGACACUAUCUCUGCAACUCUUUCAAGAAAUGAUUGAUAGAGGAAUCAAAGCCAAUGGAGUGACCUUUGUUGGAGUUUUAUUUGCUUGCAGCCAUUCAGGUCUAGUAGAUAAAGGGGUUGAGCUGCUAAACUCCAUGAAUAGCAAAUAUGGACUGAAGCCUGAUCCUAAGCAUUAUACAUGUGUUGUGGAUAUGUUAGGUCGAGUUGGCCGUGUUGAAGAAGCCUUCCAAUUGGCCAAAUCUGUCAAAGUUGAAAACAGCGAGGAUGAGGCUAUGUUGUGGGGUACCCUUCUUUCGGCUGGCAGGAUUCAUGGAAGGGUAGACAUUGCCCUUGAAGCCAGCAAAAGGUUAAUAGAGUCCAGCACACAAUCAGCAGGGGCUUAUGUUACUUUGUCCAAUACAUAUGUACUAGCUGGGGAUUGGGAAAAUGCUUAUACUCUAAGAUCUAGGAUGAAACAUACUGGGAUUAGAAAGGAACCUGGGUGCAGUUGGAUUGAGAUAAAGGAAUCAACAUACUUGUUUUAUGCUGGAGAUGUUUCUAAUUGUGUUCAAGGGAGUGAGAUACUGAGUUUUCUUAGGGAAUUGGAAGAGAGAAUGAAGGAAAGAGGAUAUGUAGGGGAGACAAAAGGGUUGGUGUUUGUUGAUGUGGAAGAAGAGGCCAAAGAGCAAAUUGUGAGUUUGCACAGUGAGAGACUAGCCUUGGCUUUUGGCUUAAUCAACACUCCUAAAGGAGCCAUAAUCAGAAUAAUGAAGAACUUGAGAAUGUGCAGUGAUUGUCAUGAGGCCUUCAAACUGAUUAGUGAUAUUGUAGAGAGAGAGUUCAUUGUCAGGGAUGUGAACAGAUUUCAUCACUUCAAAAAUGGCUUGUGCACUUGCAGAGAUUUUUGGUGAAAAUAUAUGCCAUGCUACUUCUAUAUUUCUCUGGAAAGCACACAGUAAUGUAGGACUGAAAUACUACACGAUUUGCAUACCUUACCACUCAAUAAACAGGACUCUUAUCCUUUUUUUCUUUUCUUUUUUUAAUCCGUAACAUUUAAGGAUGAAAGUAUUGUGUGCUUAUCCGCUUUGAAGAACUGGAUCAAAAUACAUCAAAAAUUUUCUAUGCUUUCUCAAUUUUGUACAGAUGAAUGAAAAAAAUUUGCUAUCUCUAGUCUCUUUCCCAAAAGGGCAAGGUGCUAUCUUCGAUUAAUGUCCGUUUCAUUUUUAUUCUAACUGCUCUCUAAGGUGAUUUGAGGCAUCACUUGAGCAUUCAUUUAAAGCACCUUACAUAGCCCUUCUGAUGCAGGUUAUGGGGCUUCCAAAGAUCGUGAAGGAACUUCUCUUGAUGACCAAGAACUUUCAGACGAUGAUAGGUCAUAGGGGUGAGCCGGUGAGGUGUCUAAGUCAUGGUUCAGAGGAAUCCCUUCUGAUUGGAGAAAAAAUUUCUGAUCUUCCAUAUCCGCUGCAGUGGGUUUCCAACUCAUUUUAGUUGUUAUUCCUCAGAGGGAAUGGAGGCUAUAGAACUUCCAAAGAUUGUGAAGGAACUUUUCUUGAUGACUGGGAACUUUCAAAGGCUGAUGAGGGUGAGGCAUCUGAGGCAAACUAAUGGAAUAUGGAUAAUUGGAAUCUACCCUAGAUCAGAAAGAUUUAGCAUUAGUGGGCUCAUAUCUGGACAGGUGGUGCCACAAACCAUUAGGUCCCAUUGGUUAUUAAAAAAGAAUGGAAUGGAAUAGAUUGAAAAAAUAAAGGUGAAAAAUAAAAUAAUCAAAAGGAAUAGUGAACCACAUUCAUAAAAGAGAGGAUUAAUUUAAUUCAUAGAGUUGAGAAUCAUGAUUGAUGAGAUUUUUGGAGGAGAUGGUGAUUCUCACAUUUGUAACAUAUAUUAAUGAGUUUUAUCAUGUUUAUUAUGAGGAGAAAGGAUGAUUUAAUUUAUUUUUGUGUUGAUUUUUUUUAAUUCAUUCCAUUUCAUUCGUUUCUAAUAACCAAACAGAACCUUAAGGUUCAGACAAUAGUAGCUCUAUAUUGGCUAGGUUUGGGAAAAGAGGAUCAAGGAAGUUUUGGCAUCUCUUCUCCCUGUAAAAAAUUGCUCUUCGUAUCUUUGAUUUUCCUUUCUUCCCCCUGCAUUAUCUCUUUUUGUUUUCGGCUAUUAUUUGUGUAUUCAUCUAAUAUUCUAGGUUGAUGAUAGAUCACAAUAAUGUCAUGCAAUUCAUAUAGCCGUCCUCAUCUAUUAGGAUAAAGCUGCUUGUUGUCAUCAUCGUCAUCGUUGUUGUCAUCUAGUAUGAUCAGACUAAGCUGACCUGGGGUUACUGAUAUAUGUAAUCAAACUGAUAUUAGCAGUGAUUAAGUGCAGUACUGUUCUUUUUC
Messenger RNA from Prosopis cineraria, 3958 nucleotides. Its product is annotated as pentatricopeptide repeat-containing protein At4g15720. Gene Ontology annotation, molecular function: RNA binding; protein binding; zinc ion binding. The record is from RefSeq and is a predicted model, not a curated record. The transcript has 3 exons. Gene Ontology annotation, biological process: RNA modification. The coding region runs from base 683 to 2506 and encodes 607 amino acids. NCBI's taxonomy places the organism in Eukaryota, Viridiplantae, Streptophyta, Magnoliopsida, Fabales, Fabaceae.